Molecule: messenger RNA, 1077 nt
Organism: Metarhizium album ARSEF 1941
Lineage: Eukaryota; Fungi; Ascomycota; Sordariomycetes; Hypocreales; Clavicipitaceae
Product: Chromatin SPT2
Exons: 1
Coding region: 1-1077 (358 amino acids)
Biological process (GO): nucleosome assembly; regulation of DNA-templated transcription
Cellular component (GO): nucleolus
Molecular function (GO): DNA binding; histone binding
Source: RefSeq, a predicted model, not a curated record
AUGCAGAUCGGAGACCUGUUGGCCCAAAUUAGCGGCGGCAAGUCGACUGCCGGGUCCGCUCCGGGGCCCAAGACGAUCGACGUCAUUCCGAGUAAACGCAAGCCUGAUCAUGAUGAUCUGCGUGGCGAUGGCUCCAAGGCAUCACGCCGGAUAGCCUUGCCCGGUGGUGCUGUUCAGACACCGAGCUCCGGCGGUGACAGGUCGGCCCUUCAACAACAGCCGUAUACUGGAAGUGCAAGGCGCGGCAACACAUCCGCCCUCAGGGCCCGCAGCCCGACACUCAAGUCCGCGAAACCGUGUCUUCACAGUCGACCUGCGCCAUCGCCUGUGGUCGCUUCGUCCAAAGCUCCUCCGAAGAAGGGAUCAUUUGCCGAGAUUCUGGCUCGUGGACAAAGAGCUCAGGCUACCAUGGGCCAAGUCGGCAAGAUCCAGCACAAGAAGGUCGAGAAAGGUGCCACCAAGAAGGCUCGAGACGAUCCGCCUCCUGCGGCGUCCUCCAAAGCACGAACCGUUGGUGGAUACACGGGGACAUCGAAGCCCGGUCAGCGCAAUGGCGUCAACGGCCACAAGCGGCCAUCGGGUCAUGCCACAGACGCCCGUUCCGGCACCGGUGCCCAGCCUCCCGCAGCUCGUGGCAAAGCAGCACCAGCCGAGGAAGAGGCGGCCAAGAAGGUCAAGAAAGCAGCUCAAGCCACCACCGGUUACACGGGCACCGCGAGACCGAAGCCAGGAAAUCCGACCCGGAAGAAUGACACACCCCGCGGAGGGGCGUUGCUUCACGCCCCUCGACAUGCUGCAAUCAAAAAUUCACGGCUUCAAGACGAUUACGACGAGGACCUGGAUGACUUUAUUGAGUACGACGACGAGGAAGAAGGGGGCCCUCGAUACGGCUACGACUCGGAAGGUUCCUCGGAUAUGGAAGCCGGGUUGGAUGAGCUCGACAAGGAAGAACGCCGCGCAGAGUUCAUCGGCCGCAAGGAAGACCUAGAGGAAGAGCGUCUAGAGAAGACUCUCAAGGCAGCCAAGGAAGAUCGGAAACGCAAGGCCCUCGAGGCGCUUCGCGCAAGGAGACGGUAG